Messenger RNA from Vespa mandarinia (Asian giant hornet), 1678 nucleotides. It is a transcript of the gene TFAM, whose product is annotated as mitochondrial transcription factor A. NCBI's taxonomy places the organism in Eukaryota, Metazoa, Arthropoda, Insecta, Hymenoptera, Vespidae. Gene Ontology annotation, molecular function: DNA binding. The record is from RefSeq and is a predicted model, not a curated record.
UAUUAUAUUUUGAUAAUUAUGUAUCUAUCUUAUCGUAUACUUUAUUAAUAAGAAACGACGAAAAUAAAUUUCGAUUUUAAAUGAUUUUUAAUAUAUAAUCACAAGGUAGAUAGAAAAUCACACAAAGUGCAUUAAAUUGUGUAGGCAAGAGAUAAGUAUAUAAGUGCAUAUAAAAAAAUCAUGGCAGGUUUUGGAAGAUUUGUUUCUCAUGGUUCCUGUUCUCAUUUUUUAAAUGCAAGAUCUUCGUUAACAAGCUCUUGUCAAUUUAUAUCAACAAAAACAAAAAAAAGUUUAGAAAGAGAUUUAUUUCCGGAUAAACCAAAAAGACCAUUAACGCCAUUUUUUAAAUAUAUGAAAAUAAUGAGACCAAGCAUUGUCAAUGAAUUUCCAGAAUAUAAAUCUGCUAAAAUUGUAAAAGAGAUAUCUGCAAGGUGGGCUUUAGAAGAUCCUGAAUAUAAAUUUAAGUUAAAUAAAGAAUAUGAUACAGAAUACAAAGAAUAUAUGAUGAAAGUAAUAGAGUAUGAAAAAUCAAUUACGCCAGAACAAAGAGAACAAUAUAUGCUGAUAAAAAAAAUGAGUGAUAAAAAAAAAGAAUACAAAGAUGUUAAAUUAUUUGCUAAACCAAAAAAACCACCUUCAGCUUUUAUAUUAUAUAUGGUUAGUAUGAUGAAAACAAAAAAUUCUACCAUCAAAAAUAAGGAAUACGUAAAACAGCUAAGUAUUCAAUGGAAAGCUAUGAAUGAACAAGAUAAAAAACAGUUUAUGAAUCAAGCAGUGAAAUUAAUGGAUCAAUAUAAUAAAGAGAAAGAAGAAUGGAAUCAAAAGAUAACAAAAGAGAUUCAAAAUAAAGAUAAAAAUAUAUAGGAAAUAAUGUGCCCCACCCAAUCUAAUGAUAAAGUUUUAAAUAUCACAUUAAUUCCUUUAAAAGUAUUUAAUAAGGACAUUAUGGGUCGGGGCACGAAGAUUUCUGACUUUUCAAUAAAUAUUUCAAUUUAUGAAUAUUUUAUCGGACAGAACUCAAUAAUUUAUAAAUAUUUUCUGAGUCGUUCUCAGUUUCAUCAUAAUCUGUAUUCUAUUUCGUUUUAUAUGGUUAAAUCCAGUGUUAUUAAAAAUGAUUUGAUGACUCAUCCCCAUGAAAAUUAUUUAUUAAAUGUAGAUAAAUAUAAAAAUGCUGCUGCAUUGAUAGAUUAUCUAUCAAGUAAUAAUAACAAGAUACUGUCUGACUCUGAUGCAAUUAUGAACAAUGUAAAAGUACAUAUUUCUAAAUCUGAAAAGCAAAAUGAAAAAUUAGAAUUUAAUAUGAAAACACUGAAAUAUUUAACUAAAAAUUGGGACACAGUAAAGAAUUUGUUGUAGACAUAUAUAAAAAUGAAGAAGCAGAAAUUACAAAUUUGUCUAUGUGAAAUUAUAUCAAAUGAAGACGCAAAUGGAGACAAGCACUAAAAAUAUCUACAUUACAAUAUGUAUACAGAAUAUUUAUAACAUAUAAAAUUUAAUAUAUGUUAUCUAUUGCUUAUACAUAAUAUACAAACGUCUUAUUUUGAGAAGUGUGGCAAUAUUACAGGAGAUUCAAUAUAAGCAAUAUAUUAUUGAUGUAUUCAAUAUUUGUAUUAUGAUAAUUAUUCACGAACUUAUCAAAUAUUCAAUGUUUAUAAUGAUAAAAUUUUAUUUUCCCAGA